UGCCAGAUUCCAGGCAGAGUUUAACUAACCACUGACAGCUCUGUAAACAAAGCAGGGACAAAAAGAGAACAGCUUUCCCUUUUCUGGUAGUCAUUUUUGGUUUGGGGGCUGCAGGGGAAUUCUGUAAUACUCGGCUUGAUGGCAUAUAAACCGAGGCUGGAAAGGCUUUGUAUAUGAAGAACUGUAAAGGGGAAAAUAUUUCAUGGACUAAAUCAUAAAGAAGAAGAUUUGGAUCUUUCCAGAGCUCUGAACGCUUGAACACUCACCAUGGAUGACUUUGAACGCCGUAGAGAGCUCAGGAGGCAAAAGCGUGAGGAAAUGCGCCUUGAAGCAGAGAGGCUGUCCUACCAGAGAAACGAUGACGAUGAGGAAGAAGCCGCCAGAGAACGUCGCCGACGGGCUCGACAGGAGAGGCUGCGGCAAAAGGAAGAAGGAGAUCUAUCAGGAGAAGUAACAGAGAAAUCAGAAGUUAAUGCCCAAAACAGUGUGGCAGAAGAGGAAACCAAGCGUACUACAACCACAGGGGGAACAGAUGAUGAAGCUGCAUUGUUGGAGAGACUGGCAAGACGGGAGGAGAGACGCCAAAAACGUCUACAGGAGGCCCUGGAACGUCAAAAGGAAUUUGACCCCACGAUCACAGAUGGGAGCUUGUCACUGCCCAGCAAGAGAGAAGUAAACAAUGUGGAAGAAAACGAGACCACAGGGAAAGAGGAAAAGGCUGAAACACGCCGAGGACGCUAUGAGAUUGAGGAAAUGGAAACGGUUACCAAAUCAUACCAAAGGAACAACUGGAGACAAGAUGGGGAAGAAGAGGAAAAAAAAGAAGAAAAAGACAAGGAGGAGGAGGUACAGGAGGAGAAACCAAAGGAAGUCCCCAUAGAGGAAAAUCAGGUAGAUGUGACAGCAGAAAAAUCCACAGCUAAAGAAGAAGUAGUAGAAACAAAAAAUCUAGCUAUAAAUGCAGAGGAACACAAAGCAGAGAAUGAUACAAAUGCUGUGCCAGAAAGGGAGCAGAGUAUAACGGAUGCUGUAGAUAAAGAGAAGCUUAGGGAUGAGGAAAAGACUGAGGAAGAAAGGAAGAAAGCAGAAGAAAGGGAGAAACUUGAGGCAGAAGAAAGGGAGAGGUUAAAAGCAGAGGAAGAAAAGAAGGCAGCUGAGGAAAAACAGAAAGCAGAGGAGGAGAAGAGGGCAGCUGAGGAAAGAGAGAGGGCUAAGGCAGAAGAGGAGAAGAGGGCAGCUGAGGAAAGAGAGAGGGCUAAGGCAGAAGAGGAGAAAAGGGCAGCUGAGGAAAGGGCGAGAGCUAAGGCAGAAGAGGAGAAGAGGGCAGCUGAGGAAAGAGAGAGGGCUAAGGUAGAAGAGGAAAAGAGGGCAGCUGAAGAGAAGGCUAAGCUAGAAGCAGAGAAAUUAAAGGCAAAACAAAAGAUGGAAGAAAAGAAAAUAGAAGAUAAACAGGUAAAAGAGAAGAAAGUACAAGAGGAAAAACCUCAAGCAGCUUUCCUAAGAAAACAGGGGGAAGAAAAAGAGGUUAAAGUGGAAGCUAAAAAGGAAAAGUUACCAGAUGAGAAGCUCCAACCCACCUCCAAAAAAGAUCAGGUAAAAGAUGACAAGGAUAAAGGAAAAGCACCCAAAGAGGAAAUGAAAAGUAUCUGGGACCGUAAGAAGGGAGUUCCUGAGCAAAAGGCACAGAACGGAGAACGUGAACUCACUGCCCCAAAACUUAAACCUACUGAGAAUGCUUUUGGCCGCUCCAAUUUGAAAGGGACCACAAAUGCCGAGGAAGUAAAGCUGGGGUCUCAGGUCGAGGCUGGAAAGCGGCUAGAAGAUCAGCGCCGUCGCCGAGGUGAGAGUGAGGAGUUUGAGAAGCUGAAGGAGAAGCAGCAGGAGGCAGCGGCAGAGCUGGAUGAACUGAAGAAGAGGCGGGAGGAGCGCCGGAAAAUCCUGGAGGAAGAGGAGCAGAAGAAGAAGCAGGAGGAGGCUGAGAGAAAAGCCAGAGAGGAGGAGGAAAAGAGGAGGAUGAAGGAAGAAAUUGAAAGGAGAAGGGCUGAAGCUGCUGAGAAACGUCAAAAGAUGCCGGAAGAUGGUGUAUCUGAAGACAAGAAGCCAUUUAAAUGUUUCAGUCCUAAAGGUUCAUCUCUCAAGAUAGAGGAGCGAGCAGAAUUUUUGAACAAAUCCGCUCAGAAGAGUGGUAUGAAACCCACCCACACAACAGCAGUUGUCUCAAAGAUUGACAGUAGACUUGAGCAAUACACUAGUGCAAUUGAGGGCACAAAGGCUGCAAGACCAGCUAAGCCAGCAGCCUCUGACCUUCCUGUUCCAGCUGAGGGUGUCCGUAAUAUCAAGAGCAUGUGGGAGAAAGGGAAUGUUUUUUCAUCACCCUCUGGGACAGGAACACCAAAUAAGGAAACUGCUGGACUGAAGGUUGGUGUCUCCAGUCGUAUCAAUGAGUGGUUAACCAAGACCCCAGAGAGCAACAAAUCACCUGCUCCAAAACCUUCUGAUUUAAAACCAGGAGAUGUAUCCGGCAAACGUAAUCUCUGGGAGAAGCAGUCAGUUGAAAAGCCAUCUUCUUCUUCUAAGGUAUCAGCUAUGGGGAAAAAACCAGAGACUAAUGCAGGUUUGAGACAAUUUGAGAAAGAACCGUAGAAGGCCACUAAAGACGCUGGACCAAUCAGUUGGGGGAAAAAAGGAAAAAGUGCUAAAUUGUUCUUUUUAUAUUUAUGUUUAUUUACCAAAAUGUCUUUUUGCAUUAUCCAGUUAAAACCAUGUAUAUUAGCACUGUAUUUAAUAAUCAGAAUAGACAUUCAUCAUAAUAGUACUGCCUUUGCACAAGAGCCUUUAUUCCUAAAGAAACCCAUGCUGUGAAAUAUAUAGACUCUCCUACUGAUAGUCAUAACUAACUAUGUACCUGAACAGUGAUUUCAACUGGCAUAAGAGGUCAACCCAAAAUGCAUGUAAAGUGAAGUUGCUUAAGAAAGGUGUGCAGUAAACCUAUGAAAACAAUGGUUA
Molecule: messenger RNA, 3006 nt
Organism: Gavia stellata (red-throated loon)
Lineage: Eukaryota; Metazoa; Chordata; Aves; Gaviiformes; Gaviidae
Gene: CALD1
Product: caldesmon 1
Exons: 15
Coding region: 268-2643 (791 amino acids)
Biological process (GO): actin filament bundle assembly; angiogenesis; muscle contraction
Cellular component (GO): actin cytoskeleton
Molecular function (GO): actin binding; calmodulin binding; myosin binding
Source: RefSeq, a predicted model, not a curated record